Toxorhynchites rutilus septentrionalis is the source of this 1733-nucleotide messenger RNA. RefSeq lists its product as uncharacterized. Lineage: Eukaryota; Metazoa; Arthropoda; Insecta; Diptera; Culicidae. The record is from RefSeq and is a predicted model, not a curated record. Bases 676 to 1170 code for a protein of 164 amino acids. The transcript has 4 exons.
GUGCGAUAAUGACGAUUACUAAAAUAAAUGAAACAUUAAGAAGACUAAAACCCGCGAGUGAAGUGAAUUUACCAAUCCUUAUAGACACAAAUAUAAAAAGCAUUUCUAGCCUGUUGAAAGCGCUAGAGGAAAAACAAUAUGUGGAAGUGAUAAAAAAGUUCAAAAAUUCGUGUGCAGUAAAAAUUACCGAGAAAUUCAACAUGGUAAAUGUACUGAAACAUCCCAUACCCACCAAAGCAAAAAACAUUCGAGCACACGCAAAAAAGUUAAUGCCCAUUGAACAUGGACAACUAAUAUUAACUACGAGUAGAGGCGUAAUGUUACAACAACGAGCAAUGUCAGAACACGUCGGUGGUCAAAUCAUCGCGUUCAUAUGUUAAGUGCAUUUUGAAUACAAUAGUCUCUUCGUCGACGACGGAAAAGUGAACUAUUUUGGUGUCACAAUUAUUAGCAAGUGGUACAAAACGGUGCAGCGACCUAUACAGUGAGACAGUGAGAUAAAUCAAAAGUGAGCAAUGGGGCUAAUAAGUUCAAAAAAGAAACAAGACAAUACUGGCGACGCCCAGGUAACCAUUUUAAACAGUUUGGAACAGCACACGCUGUUCCAUGAAAAUAGCGAAUUUCUCCUAUGGAUAAUACUGGCCAUACUAUUGGUAUCGGCUGGUUUGAAAAUAUAUGAACAGUACAAAAAGUGCACGCGCGCCGAGGCCCUCAAAGCUGCGAGGUCAGUUGCAGCAUUACAAGUGUGAAAAAACAUCGUUUUAUGUGAGAAACGAAGAUGCUGUGAAGUCAUCGAAGUGGCUAAGCCAAUGGCUUAUACGAAAAGCCUCUCGCACCGAGGGAGGCCCAGCAGACAUCACGAAUAACCCACUGCUUGAUCGCACCGAUAAGCAGGUCACAACCGGUAAGGAAGGAUAUCAACACACCAAUGUGACAACUCUAAACGCAUCAAGCAACAAGCACAGUCUCGUCCCAGCCAGUGAGUGUCAACAGUCUUUCUUCAGACUAGUUCCUCCGACGCGACGACUGGUUCCGUUCGCUAUAAAAGCGAGAACACAGAAUCGGAGUCGCAAAAAAAGAGCGCAACAAAUCCGAAUGUUUCCGGUCGAUUCAAUAAACAAUGGCGCUAGGGCUGUCGGUGCAUCUCUCAGCCGAAGUAGUGAUGUUUGAUGGAUUCAGAUCAAGUUUUCAGGCUUAGAAAUGGGCUACCCAGGAGGCAAGAAUCAACAUUUUCGACAGCUGCUCUUCUUUGCUUUUCAUCGAGGUCAAAAAGCUGCCGAAACAGCCCGGGGCAUUUGCGACGAGUAUGGAGAAGGUCUAUAGCACGAAAAUGAUUUGCAAAGUUCAAAAGUUGCGACUUUGACAUCGAAGACAUGCCCCUUCUGAAUUCGAUGGAGAACGUCUCAAAUUACUUUUGAAGGAGAACGGUCGCCAAACCAGUCGUGAAUUGGCGGAAAAAAUGGACUGCGGCGAAUAUAUAGUCGAUUAACUUAUUUAUAUAAUUAUUGUUCUUACUAUUUAAGUAAAAGCUACGCUACGAACUUAUUCCACAACUAAUUAUUUAUAUGAAAAUAAGCAAUAGAAUAGGAAAUAUAUCUCGAAAACGAAAAAAACAAAUGUUCUUGAAAUUUUGACAUUUCGUGUUUAAAAGGUUUAGCUUUCCAAUAAUUGUGUAAACAGCCAGAGUUUCCUUGCUCACGACAUAAAAAAAAAAGUUAUUUUAAAAAUAAACU